This is a messenger RNA of Homarus americanus (American lobster), 4713 nucleotides long. It is a transcript of the gene RpI135, whose product is annotated as DNA-directed RNA polymerase I subunit RPA2-like. Bases 52 to 3321 code for a protein of 1089 amino acids. Lineage: Eukaryota; Metazoa; Arthropoda; Malacostraca; Decapoda; Nephropidae. The transcript is spliced from 22 exons. Gene Ontology annotation, molecular function: DNA binding; ribonucleoside binding; DNA-directed RNA polymerase activity. Gene Ontology annotation, cellular component: RNA polymerase I complex; nucleus. The record is from RefSeq and is a predicted model, not a curated record. Gene Ontology annotation, biological process: DNA-templated transcription.
GUUAUUAAGAGCCUGGUACACGUGCUGGUGGAGCCUGGUGGUGCCUUCACUAUGGGGGCCAGCAAGAAAACAGUGGAACUCUCGUUGAAACACCUGAAAGUCCCUAAUUUUGGCAAGAUUCCCCAAACCCAGAAUGAGGCUAUUCAGGCUCUGGCAGCUCCCCAUGUGGAGUCCUUUAACUUUUUAUUACAAGAAGGUUUGCAAGCUGUUGUCUCGAACAUUCCUCCAUUGGAAUUUGCCACAGAUAAUGGAAAUAGAAUUUCAUUGAAAAUUGCAAAUGUUGCAGUUGGCAGGCCAAGAUUGCCACCAGGAGCUGGGGAAACUGUAGAUUACAAUAUUUACCCCAAAGAGUGUAUUGAACGUGGAUGUUCUUAUACUGCACCCUUCGCUGUAAGCUUUGAGUGGACUCGGGAUAAGCAAGAGAUGUUGUCCUUCAGGCAAUCUCUUGGGGAUGUACCCAUAAUAGUCAGAUCAAAAAAGUGCAACUUGUACAACCUUAGUCCCAAGGAGCUGGUAAAGCAUGGGGAGUUGGUCAAUGAGACAGGUGGCUACUUCAUCAUCAACGGUGCUUGUCGUCUACUAAGGAUGUUAUCAUCAAACCGUAGAAACUACCCGCUUGCCAUGACGAGGGAAUCAUGGAAGAAAAGAAAUAUUAGUUACACAGAUAAGGGCGUCCUAAUACGCUGCGUGCAAGCUGAUCAGACAUCUGCAAUAAAUGUUCUUCACUACUUGACAACAGGAGAAGCAAAGUUGGAGUUUGCAGUGAAGCGGGAAUUGUUCUUUGUACCUCUUAUCAUGAUUCUAAAGGCUCUCAUGGACUACAGUGACCAGCAGAUUUACCAGCACCUCAUCCGUGGCCGUGAGAAUGACAUGUACUUUACAGAAAAAAUUAAGAACAUGAUGCGUGAUCUACAUGCAGAAGGGCUAUACACUCAAAAGGUGUGUAAAGAAUACAUUGGAAAUUCCUUCCGCCACAGGCUUACUGACAAUCUCCCGGAAUGGUAUACUGAUGUGGAAGUGUGUGAUUUUCUUUUACACCAAAAUGUGUUGAUUCAUCUCAAGACAAAUGCUGGGAAGUUCCACAUGAUCUGCAUGAUGGCGAGAAAACUGUACUCAUUUGUUAAUGGGGAAACCAAGGCAGAAUUUGUCGAUGCAUUUAGCAUGCAAGAGGUUGCUUUGGGAGGUCACACGUACUUGCAGUUGUUGAAGGAAAAGUUGACAGACUUACUUAUUUCUAUCAAGAUCCAGGUGAGGAUCAAGAACAGGAGAGAAGGCAGACUCUGGGUAGUGGAGGAUGCUGACAUCAGAAAAUUUGCUGGAGCAGGAAAAGGAAUGGGUAAUUUCUUGAAGACUUUCAUUGCUACUGGAACAUUGGCCUCAAAGACUGGAUGUGGCCUUAUGCAGAAAACAGGUUUGACUGUGGUUAUUGAACAUCUGAACAGAAUGCGAGACUUGUCUCAUCUACGUGCAAUACAUCGAGGUGCCUUCUUUGUGGAUAUGAAAACUAUUGAGCCCCGCAGGUUAACUGGAGAGGCUUGGGGUUUCAUCUGUCCUGUCCAUACUCCAGACGGAGCACCGUGUGGACUCUUGAACCAUUUGGCACAGAACUGUAUUGUUCUCAGUGACAUCCCAAAGAAUCCUAAAGCCCUAAGUGCAGCACUAACUAUGCUUGGUAUGACACCUAUUGACAUCAUUCCUCUGGCUCCAUAUGCUGAGUGCUUGGAGGUGAUACUGGAUGGGUGUUUAGUGGGCUAUAUCAGGAUGGAUGAGUCUGAGGAAUUUACACAAAAACUUCGAAUAAUGAAAUCUCAAGAAGAGAUAUGGAAAUAUACAGAAAUAGUACUUAUACCAAAACGAAAAUAUGGGGGGCAGUAUCCAGGUCUAUUUUUGGUGACAUCCAUAGCCAGAAUGAUGCGUCCUGUGAUUAACCUUACUACAUACUCAAUCGAAUACAUUGGAACUCUGGAACAACUUUACCUUAAUGUAGCCAUCACUCCAGAAGAUAUAGAGGAUGGGGUUCAUACACAUCUAGAAGUGGACAAGACAUCUUUAUUUAGCAACAUUGGCAAGUUGGUGCCAUUUUCAGACUGUAACCCAAAUCCUCGAAACAUGUACCAGUGUCAGAUGGGUAAACAGACUAUGGGUACUCCAUUCCACAACUGGAGGGCACAGACAACUGGGAAGGCAUACCGACUACAGUACCCACAAGUGCCACUCGUCAGAAACUCCCACUAUGAUGAUAUCAACAUGGAAGAAUUUUGCAUGGGGUUCAAUGCUGUUAUUGCCAUUAUCUCCUACACUGGUUUUGACAUGGAAGAUGCAAUGGUGCUAAAUAAGUGUUCAAUGGAGCGUGGGCUGGGACACGGCCAGAUCUACAAGACAGAAUUUAUAGACCUUUCAAUGCUUCAGGGGAAGGGCAAAGGACCAACAACUGAGAUAAGUUUUGUGUUCAGAAGGAACCCACAUGAGCCUGAACAGAAAUCAGUUUUAGAUAGCAAUGGCCUUCCGUACCCUGGCACACAGCUCACUGAAGGUGAUGCUUAUUACAGUGUUUUUGAUAUACGACAACGAAAAUUUCGUACCACGAAGUACAAGGGUGAAGAUUGUGUUGUGGAUAAGUACGCCAUCAUGGCAACCAGUAUGAAUACUGGGGAGUGUCAGCGUGCCAGUAUAACUAUAAGAAUCAAGAGGAACCCUAUUAUUGGAGACAAAUUUGCUAGUCGUAGUGGUCAGAAAGGCAUUAUGAGUCGGCUGUAUCCUGUUGAAGAUCUGCCUUUCUCUGAACGAGGCAUAAUGCCAGACAUUAUCUUCAAUCCUCAUGGAAUCCCCUCUCGUAUGACAGCAGGGAAGUUGAUAGAACUGGUUGCAGGCAAGUCAGCAGCUGAAUUUGGUAAAUCAUUUGACUCUACACCAUUUGAGUUUUCUGAUGAGAACCCUGCACAUGAGUACUUCGGCAAAAUAUUGGAGAAAGCUGGCUUCAAUUAUUAUGGCGAAGAUGUUCUGUAUAGCGGGGUAGACGGACGCAUGCUUGAAGUAGAAAUCUUUGAAGGUGUUAUAUACUACCAGCGUCUAAGACACAUGACGGCUGAUAAAUGGCAGGUACGAGCUACUGGUGCUGUAGACAUGGUAACACACCAGCCAGUGAAAGGGCGUAAAAGAGGAGGAGCAAUCAGGUUUGGUGAGAUGGAGCGGGACUGCCUCAUCUCUCACGGUGCUGCCUACACUCUAAAGGAUCGACUUCUUGACUGCUCUGACAUCUCUUUGGGAGGACCAAGCUGUGUACCACCUCUAACCGCAACAGAAGAAGCCAUGGCUGGUUAAAUUAGUGACGUCGCCAAUCAGGGAUGUUUGUUUCAGAAGAAGAGGAAUUUAUUUUCCAAUUGUAGCCUCAGAGAUGGAUGAUUAGGUUAACCAGUUGUGCGCGUGAUGAAAUUUAGGUUAGGUUAGAUUUUAUUGCAUUCUGUGUAGGAUGUAGAAGUAAAUGCCUUACAACAACUUAAUGCAUCAGUAGAGGUAUGGGGAACUGAGCAUAAAAAAGUAGAUGGCCUCGGCAUAGGUUUGUUUUAUCUCCUUGUAUUACACAUAUGAUUCAAAUAUGUAGCAAUUAUGGUCUAUUUUGUGUUUAUAUUUUUUUUAGGAAAAUCUUCGAUGUUAUUUACUUAGACUUUAGCAAAGCGUUUGACAGAGUACCGCAUCAGAGGCUUCUAGGAAAAGUUAGGCUCAUGGUAUCUUGGGGAACUUUUAAAUUGGAUAAAAUCAUGGCUCACCUAUAGAACACAGCAGGUCAGCGUAGAUGGUGUUAAUCUAAGUGGGGCUGUGUAACCAGUACGGUUCCCCAGGGGUCAGUACUAGGCCCACUCUUGUUCAUAAUCUACAUAAACGAUCUAGAAUCUAGAUACUGGGAUCAGCAGUGACGAUAAGCAAGUUUGCGGAUGACACUAAAAUAGAGCGGCAGAUUACCGUAUACUCCUGUCAUAAGUCAUGUACAUGUUUAUUCUUAGCGGCCAUUGCAUAAAUAUACAUGAUUGUCUGCUUAAUAUUUAUAAUUUAUUUAUUCACGAACAAUGAUGUAACUUAAAUAAAAGAAGAGGCAAUACCAUGUUGUACAGUACAUGAAAUAACAUAAAUAAGGGACUUAGGUGGUAGAUAAAUAUAAGUUAAGAAAACAUAAAGCAAGCGGGCAGGUAGACCUAAUCUUCAUGAUAUCCACAAAAAGUAGAAAGCAGUAAUAAAAAGGCUAAGUUUCAGCUUUUAGUCUUGAAUAUAUAUUACAUGUUUGAAUGUUCUGAUAAGAAUCUCACACGCACUAUAAUUUCUUUAAAUUUAAGACAGCAUACAGCUUGCUAACACUUCCUACUACGAUUGGCGAGAUAUACUUUAAACUUUGUGAUAGUUGACAACUGUAAUCAAGCUGGGUGGAAAAGUUAAGUGAAACCAGAGAAAAAAAAUGGGAGAAUACAUAUUCUAUUUGGUUUGUGUUGUAAAUAAAGGGAGAUACUGUACUGUAUAUCCAUCCCAUUUAGAUUGUUGCGAAAGAAACAUAUGCAGUAUAGCCCCAAGUAAUAAUACAUAAGCAUCCCAAUUUGGAAAAACAAUGUACAGUAUUGUAAUCUAAACCUACAACCCAGAAUGCAGCCACUGUACCCCACGUAGGUAUAAGCCCAGGCAACUGUACAUUAGUGAUAAAAUAAAUUAAAUUCCUACCUGGAUGUG